Molecule: messenger RNA, 927 nt
Organism: Durio zibethinus
Lineage: Eukaryota; Viridiplantae; Streptophyta; Magnoliopsida; Malvales; Malvaceae
Source: RefSeq, a predicted model, not a curated record
AUGGAAGAUAGUCUUUACCGAGCAGCGUUAAGUGGGAAUGUAGCCGCCUUGGAUGCGCUGCUUCAAGAAGAUGAGCUUAUUCUUGACAGGGCUUCACUAACUUGCUUCCAUGAGACUCCAUUACACAUUGCAACCAUGCGUGGUCACCUCCAUUUUGCUGCAUCACUCCUAAACCGACGACCUAAGCUGUCCAUGGAAUUCGACGCUCUUCACCGUCUGCCUAUUCACCUGGCUGCCAUCGAGGGCCAUGCAGAACUCGUCGCACAGUUACUGUAUUGUGAUCCCGAGUCAAUAGAACAAAGGUUGUACCGUGGAGAAACAACUUUACACUUGUGUGUGAGAUACAAUCAGUUGGAGGCUCCGAAAUAUUUGGUCAAAGGAUCAAAUAACGAAGAAUUUGUUAACAUCCAGGAUGAUGAUGGUAACACCAUCCUGCAUCUUGCCACAUUUCUCAAGCAAAUGGAGACCCUAAGAUGUUUGCUUUCAGUACCUAUAAUAAAAGCAGGAGUAAAUGCGUUGAACAGAAUGGGGUUCACUGCAUUGGACUUGUUAGUGUAUGGUCCCAGAGAUUUCAAAAGCCUUGAAAUUAGAGACAUUCUGAUGAAAGCAGUAACCUGCAGAGUAGAAGACCCAAAUAUAAACACGACUGUUCGAAUCCAAUCACCAUUACUUUCAAUUGUCAGUGGGAAUAGUGAAACAAAACCAGUGAAACCAUCAUGGUUUACUCAGUUAUGUCGAACAUGCAAUAAGUUCUUGAAACACCAAGGUGAUUGGGUAGCGGAGAUGCAGGGUUCGCUGAUGCUGGUGGCGACUUUAACCGCAACCAUUUCUUUCCAAGUUGCUUUCAGUCCACCAGGUGGUGUUUGGGGUUCCACAAAGACGAAGCACAAGGAACCCGAUUGUAGUGUGGGCCUAAAUGGAGUUUGA